CAUGGACAUGCAGUGGAUUUUACUGGUCUUUUUAUCUGGAGGUGUUUUCUCCACUCAGGUCCCUCAGUCAGUGUUGGAAGUGACAGCCAGACCUGGAGACAACAUCACAGUCUACUGUGACUGCAAAUCAUCCCAAACUCUGCAUAUAGUGUGGUACAGACACUGCACCCACGAGACCCAACCUCCUCUUGUCCUCAAGGCCAGGCGUUCAGAGUUUGAGAGCAAUAUUCUGAAAAACUUCCCCAAUUUUCGCCUGGUGAAAAACCAGUCGUCUGAGUCGUAUGAUCUCCUGAUCACUAACAUGACCAGCUCCUACGAGGGCCUCUACUACUGCGGGACUGAGGAAAUCAAAGUAGAGGAUAAAGAUCGAGUCUCUUUGAAAUAUGAUUACAUAACUGGCAAAGUUUCAACAAGGAUUAUUUUCUACUCCAGUGACUCUAAAGACCAUGAAACUCCACACUGUGGACUGUGCUGGAUGCUGCUCUUCACUCUGUGUCCAGUUAUUGCUGGACUCUCGUCUCUGCUGACUUAUCAACCCUGCAAGAAAAAAGGCUGUAAUGCUGACGAGAAAAGAUUUGACGCUCAGGGCCAACUGCAACGCAUUCAGGAAGAAGAUGUCUUUCUUCUCUCGGUGGAUAUUCAGCAGACACUCAAGAGGAAUGAAGGGUGGAGUUCUGACUUAACUUUCUGCACAUAUUCUCCCAUCAUAGUCUCUGGGACAGGACAGAACAGAACAUGCAACUGAUAAAACUGGCAGAAAAACAGCAUUUAAAGAAUCACUGUUUUAUGCUUUGUAUCACACAUAUAUCAAUAACCGGGCAGCUGGAUGAUUGAAUGCUGCCACUGAAAGGUUUUGUUCUCCCCAAAUGUUAUGUGAAGCUAAUA
Salarias fasciatus (jewelled blenny) is the source of this 885-nucleotide messenger RNA. RefSeq lists its product as uncharacterized. NCBI's taxonomy places the organism in Eukaryota, Metazoa, Chordata, Actinopteri, Blenniiformes, Blenniidae. The transcript has 5 exons. The record is from RefSeq and is a predicted model, not a curated record. Bases 2 to 745 code for a protein of 247 amino acids. Gene Ontology annotation, biological process: response to bacterium.